Molecule: messenger RNA, 1389 nt
Organism: Ooceraea biroi (clonal raider ant)
Lineage: Eukaryota; Metazoa; Arthropoda; Insecta; Hymenoptera; Formicidae
Product: protein-L-isoaspartate(D-aspartate) O-methyltransferase
Biological process (GO): protein modification process
Cellular component (GO): cytoplasm
Molecular function (GO): protein-L-isoaspartate (D-aspartate) O-methyltransferase activity
Source: RefSeq, a predicted model, not a curated record
GUGUAACGCUAGAGCCCAUCGGAGUCCAUUCGGAUCUAGAUAAUUUAGAUCUCCGACGAUUUCGCAAGCGUACCUUCAAAUUUUACUGUCAAACUAUAAACUCGCGCGCGAAUGUCGUCAUGCUCGUACCCAAUCGGACAUCCGGAUCCAAGGUGCGCCUCGAUCGAGUGCCGAAAUGCCUUCUAACAGCGACGCAAAUGUAGAAUUGCAUUCAGUUAUGUAAUUGGACACGACUGCUCGCGGCGAUCGAGGAGAGACCACGAAAAAUCCACGAAGCAUGGCAUGGCACUGCAGCGGCACCACGAAUCAGGAGAUGGUGCAGAAGCUGAAAGGGACAGAUUAUUCGCAGAUGCCGGGAUAUUGGCAAGCGACCGAGCAGAGGCGGCUAUGCUCGCCGUCGACAGGGCGAAAUAUUGCCACGAGCCGGAUCCCUACCGCGACCGACCCAGGAGAAUCGGCUACAACGUAACGAUCAGCGCACCACAUAUGCAUGCAUGCGCUCUGUCGAUUCUCUCGAAUCAGCUGUUUGAUGGCGCGAAGGCGCUCGACGUCGGCUCGGGCUCGGGCUAUCUGUCCGCUUGCAUGGCGCACAUGGUGGGCUCGUGCGGCCGCGUAACAGGUAUCGAGCAUAUUCCUGAGCUUAUAGAGAUCUCGACUAGGAACGUGCGCGAGGAUAACCCGCAUUUCCUCAAGGAGAACCGUAUCAACUUCGUCGUGGGAGACGGCAGAUUGGGACACCCAGCUGACGGCCCCUACAACGCCAUACACGUUGGAGCAGCAGCCGAGACUUUGCCACAAGAGUUGAUAGACCAGCUGGCGCCUGACGGCCGACUGGUCUGUCCGGUCAUGACCGUGGCGGGUUUCCAGAGGUUCCAAGAUCUGCUGCAGGUAGAUAAGAGCGCAGACGGCACGGUCACGACGAAGAAACUGAUGCAGGUGUCUUACGUUCCUCUCACCGAUCCCACUACUCAAUUGCGUAAUGUUCUCACGUGAGGGAUCCUCCGGGUAAGGUUUCGUGAAUUGGGAAAUUCGAGCAAGCGAUUGGACGAUCGUGAACGCGUACGGAGUCGCCGAUCAACGAUCACCGUGAAUUUGCAUUAGCGGAUUAAGUUUUCUUUUAUUCUCGCUGUGCGAAUGUAGGGGACGUACGUUUUACUUUUGACUGGGCGGAUUAACAAACCAUAUUUUAUUACAUGUGUCCUAUUAGUUUUAAUAUAGUUUUUUCACUCGUUCGUCUUCGUUGUGAGUUAACUGCAAGCUGCAAUAUUUAUAUAUCCAUCGUUGCUUUUCAAUCUUUUACACUGCAAAAUCUAUAGGAAACUUUCACGUAGACAAAAAUGUAACGAAUAAAAUGAACAACAGAGAAAUAAAGUUUUUUUAACAAUGGAA